Molecule: messenger RNA, 2043 nt
Organism: Cottoperca gobio
Lineage: Eukaryota; Metazoa; Chordata; Actinopteri; Perciformes; Bovichtidae
Gene: tpk1
Product: thiamin pyrophosphokinase 1
Exons: 9
Coding region: 134-892 (252 amino acids)
Biological process (GO): thiamine metabolic process; thiamine diphosphate biosynthetic process
Molecular function (GO): thiamine binding; ATP binding; thiamine diphosphokinase activity
Source: RefSeq, a predicted model, not a curated record
CACUAAUUCCCGCCUCUCUUCGUGCUGCAGGUUGAGCUCCCUGCGCUCUCCUCGACUGUGCACGGCAUCAAUUGCGGAAGUUGCAUCUUUCUUUCCAGGUGAGUCGACUGAUUGAAGACUGUGGACCGUGGCCAUGGAUGAAGAGUUGACGCCUCUGGACUGCCUGCUGCCCUCAGGCACGCAGAGGAUCUGUCUGAUUCUUCUCAACCAGCCUCUGGAUAAAGACUUCCUGCACAUCCUCUGGAGUAAAGCUCUCUUGAGGGCUUGCGCUGAUGGAGCUGCCAAUCACCUUCAUGACAUCACUGCUGGGGUUAGAGACAGCUUUCUCCCCGACUAUAUCAGUGGGGAUUUUGAUUCCAUUACUGCGGAGGUCAAAGCAUUCUAUGCAGACAAGGGGUGCACACUGAUGGAAACAGCUGACCAGGAUUUAACAGACUUCAGCAAGUGUCUUGCAAUCAUGGUGGAGGAAAUCAAGAGACACGAGUUACAGGUGGAUGCCAUAGUGACACUGGGCGGUCUGGCUGGCAGAUUUGACCAGAUCAUGGCGUCUGUUGAGACCCUCCACCAUGCUCUGUCCAUGACACGACUCCCCCUGUUGAUUAUACAGGGGACCAGCCUGGCAUGCCUGCUCAGACCCGGCAGCCACAGACUGGAGGUGAACACAGGCCUGGAGGGUCACUGGUGCAGCCUUAUUCCAGUAGGUGGACCCUGCCAAACAACCACCACUGGACUGAAGUGGAACCUGGAUAACCAGCUCCUGCAGUUUGGGAAGCUCGUAAGCACCUCCAACACCUACCAACCCGUUGCCCCUGGAAACCCCAGGAAGCCUGUAACCGUGACAACAGAUCAGCCUCUGCUCUGGAGCAUGGGCAUCCGUAAGGAUGGGGAGUGAAGACAUGCUUAUUCGUGGGCAGUGUUUGAAUAAUCAACACAUGAAACUACUUAUACAGCAUGAAGUACAAGCAAAAAGCUGAACGCAAUAUUAAUGUGGCCAAAAAUCUGUUUCUACCAGUGUUAUGUGAUAUAAUGAUCGAGAUGAUGGAAUAGAAGAGCGGAUUGCUUUUUAUACCACAGUGGCCAUCUUUAAGGAUAUCUAAUGUAUUAACACUUUCAAAAGGUUUUAUGCAACACUUGGAUAUGCUUAUUCACUGUGCAGGGUUAAAUGCCAAAUGAUCCGUGUAGAAAUGUUUCCGUUUAUGAAUAUGCAUCAAAAUCAGAGCCUUAUUUCAUACGAACAUCUGCUUUCCUUAAAACACAUUUUGAUAUCAGGGAACUUAAGGACUGAGAUGACAGCCAACAGUAGAUUAUGUAUAUUACACAAUAUAUGUAUCUACGUGCCUUUGACGUCAGUGCUCCUGUUCCACUUGUAUACUAUGGAAAACACUGAAUAUCCAGCUUCACAUUGUUUGUGCCUUAUGAUGACAGCUUCACUAUAUUUCUGAAAGUUAGACGAUGUAAAAUCCAGCUGUAUUAAUAACAUGCUGUAGUGACAGACAGGAAAAGAAAAUCAGUUUGUGGGUUUCCAUUUGUUUUAUUUACACAUCGAAAAUAUAAAUGCUGUGCACAGAACGUAAAAAUGCCAUCCCUUCAGUCCCCGAUCACACCAGCCCAAUAACACCUUGCACCAACGCCUCCUGUUCCCAGGUAUUCAAAGUUUGUUCUGGAACAUGACUCAACCGCCACUAGAUGGAAAAACAAGAAAGGCAGCGUUAGUGAUGGGAGAAAGCUAAAAUAUUUCACUGUAAUGUUCAGUUUGAAUGACGAAGCAAACCAAUUAAAAUCACUGCUUUAAGAAAUCUCCUGCCCAAAAUACAAACGAUUGUGUGCAUCAGUAGUAAAUGAAUUCAAUGAAUGGUAUUUGGAUGUUAUGGUCUACUCUGCAAAAAAUUUAAUCAUGAAUGCUCCCAGUGUGACUUCUUGUUUUCACCAUCUUUAGUGUAGUUAUGUAACUCAUAACAAAUGAUAAAUUACUGUUUUGUCACAUUAAUGCUGUUCUAGCAAUUAUGUAAUAAAACUAACCACCCGACUUGUCAAAAAGAUCAA